This is a messenger RNA of Daphnia carinata, 1563 nucleotides long. It is a transcript of the gene Gs2, whose product is annotated as glutamine synthetase-like. Gene Ontology annotation, cellular component: cytoplasm. Gene Ontology annotation, molecular function: glutamine synthetase activity. The coding region runs from base 356 to 1456 and encodes 366 amino acids. NCBI's taxonomy places the organism in Eukaryota, Metazoa, Arthropoda, Branchiopoda, Diplostraca, Daphniidae. The record is from RefSeq and is a predicted model, not a curated record. The transcript is spliced from 6 exons.
UUCCAGUAUAUAUCUUUUAUGGGAGGAAAGAGGGGGGUACAUCCCAGUUUCCGAACCAAUAGCCUUUCACUCGGUCACUCUUUUGGUGUCUCAAACGAAACUUGACAAGGAGGGGCCUCUCACUCGUCUCUAUAAAAACUGCCGAGCGUUCGACUAGCAGCUCAAACCACUAGCUUCUUUGAACACGAGGAGUCAACAGAGCAAGCUCACCGAGAAGCAGUCUAUCCACGCUGAACCACACGUUUCUUUGCCACAUCAAAACAAAAUUCGGGUACGAAGCAGAACGUUGGUGUUUUAAAACCCUCACAAUUGAAAAUUAUUGGUGUAAGAUCGCGGAACCCAGACAAGAGGAACAAUGGCUGGUCUAAUGUCGAAUGCGUCAGCUACCAACAAAGCGGUGCUGGAUCGCUAUAUGAGACUCCCGCAGCCAGAUGACAAAGUCAUGGCCACAUACAUCUGGAUCGACGGAACUGGAGAAUACGUCCGUGCAAAGACGAGAACCAUCGAUUUCCUCCCCAAGAGUCCUUCUGAAUUGCCGAUUUGGAACUACGACGGUAGCUCUACCUACCAGGCUGAAGGCAGCAAUUCGGAUGUCUACCUGUAUCCAGUGGCCAUCUACCGCGAUCCGUUUAGCUUGGGCAACAACCGAUUGGUCCUCUGCGACACUUACAAAUACAACAAGAAACCGACGGAAUCGAACCAUCGCAAUUCCUGUUUGGAGGCCAUGAAAUUGGCUGCUGAAUUCGAGCCCUGGUUCGGUAUUGAACAAGAGUACACCCUACUCGAUUCCGAUCUCCAUCCCUUCGGCUGGCCAAAAAACGGCUUCCCAGGGCCGCAGGGACCUUAUUAUUGUGGUGUUGGAGCCAACAAGGUUUUCGGCCGAGAUAUUGUCGAAGCCCAUUAUCGUGCUGCCAUUUACGCUGGGGUCAAUAUCUCCGGCACUAAUGCCGAAGUCAUGCCCGCUCAGUGGGAAUUCCAGGUUGGUCCUUGUGAAGGUAUUACCAUGGGUGACGAUUUGUGGAUGGCCCGCUACAUUUUGCAUCGCGUUGCCGAAGAUUUUGGCGUCAAUGUUUCGUUGGAUCCUAAGCCGAUGAAGGGCGAAUGGAAUGGGGCGGGAGCCCAUUGCAAUUUCUCCACUAAAGCAAUGCGAGAAGAAAACGGCAUUGCUGAAAUCGAGAAAGCCAUCGAGAAACUGUCUCGUUGCCACGUGAAACACAUCAAGGCUUACGAUCCCCAUGAAGGCAAGGACAACGAACGACGUCUGACCGGUCGUUGUGAAACUUCGUCUAUUCACGAUUUCUCUGCUGGUGUGGCUAAUCGCGGUUGCAGUAUUCGUGUGCCUCGUGGAGUGGCUGAAGAACGCAAAGGUUACUUGGAAGAUCGCCGUCCGGCUUCCAAUUCCGAUCCAUAUCAAGUUACCGAAGUCGUCGUCCGCACUACUUGUCUAGAACCAUAGACUAUCCUGAUAUUUUAGGCCCCAUUUUCAAUAUAUACGGGAAAGAAAAAGAGAACCAUCCAUUCCUUCUGUAUUCUGAAGGCGCAAGAAAACUACCGUGCCCUGUC